Molecule: messenger RNA, 5428 nt
Organism: Saccostrea cuccullata (small rock oyster)
Lineage: Eukaryota; Metazoa; Mollusca; Bivalvia; Ostreida; Ostreidae
Product: xanthine dehydrogenase/oxidase-like
Exons: 36
Coding region: 1-3924 (1307 amino acids)
Molecular function (GO): FAD binding; oxidoreductase activity; 2 iron, 2 sulfur cluster binding
Source: RefSeq, a predicted model, not a curated record
AUGGAGGAGAAGAAGGCGAACUCGCUGAGCUGCCCAGUUUGUUCAGCAUUGCAUAUUCCACAGAAACAGAACUUGAAAAAUGGCAUUUUUAUGGGCACCUGUCAAUCCUGUGGACAUUUCUUCAAGUUCAGGUGUAGCAACAGUGUGGAGUCCAGCAUUACAAUUACUGUUAACGGAAAAUCUUACUCGGUUGGAAGUGAGUACUCUGGGUCCACAACAUUGAAUUCCUUCUUGAGAGAUUCCAGAAUUUCCACAGGAACCAAGUAUAUGUGCAAGGAAGGGGGGUGUGGGACAUGUCUCGUGCAAGCUAAAUUGUAUGAACCAAUAACGAUGGAAAAACAAUCCUACGCCGUGAAUUCAUGCCUGGUGCCGCUGUUCUCCUGUGACGGGUGGGAGGUGACCACUAUUGAGGGCGUGGAUUCCAUCAGUGUUCAGGCGGUCCCUAAACGCCUCGCCCAGUAUAAUGGCAGUCAGUGUGGCUUCUGUAGCCCCGGACAAGUCAUGAAUAUUCACGCACUUCUUGAUUACCACGGUGGAGCAGUCACAAAGCAGAUGGUUGAAGAUGCCUCAGAUUCUGUUAUAUGUCGAUGUACUGGUUUCAGGCCUAUUUUGGAUGCUAUGAAGUCAUUUGCAGAAGAUGUUCCUGAUAUAGAGGAUGUACACACAAAACGCUGUGAUCGGACCGGUCAGACCUGCACAGGAAGUUGUCACAAACAGAGCUCACAGCUAGCCUUAAAAGAUGCCCAGUGGUUCAAGCCUUCCACUGUACCGGAUCUCAUCAAAAUGAUAAAGGACAACAAGGGCAGAAACUACAGGCUGGUAUUUGGAAACACAGGAUUUGGAGUGUACAAGGAAUUAGAUCCGAAGAAUUUUGACGUACUCAUUGACCUUCGAGGGGUGACUGAGUUGUAUGGAAUUGACUUUGAUCCUACUAUAGUUCUGGGCUCUGGCUUGUCCCUGAGUCAGCUGUAUGAUGUAUUGUAUCGAGGGUCAAAUGAACCACAGUUUGGAUAUUUCAAAGAGAUGUGUAAGAUUAUAUCAAAAGUGGCCACCUCAUCUGUUAGAAAUCUUGGAACUUGGGCAGGAAACUUGAUGUUGAAACACAAACAUCCAGAAUUUCAGUCAGAUAUAUACACCAUGCUGGAAGCUGUCAGAGCCCAGCUCAAUAUUGUUGUGAAUGGUGAAACAAGGGUGAUUCCAAUCUCUGAGUUCUUAAGUCAGGACAUGACAGACAGUGUUAUAGUGGCCAUGUUCCUGAAUUCAAUCCCUGACAGCCACCACAUAAGGGUUUAUAAAGUCAACAAACGCACACAGAGUGCCCAUUCUGAUGUCAAUGCUGGGAUGAACUUUGAUAUUGAUGUAACCCAGAAUUUCAGGGUUAAAAGUCAACCUACCAUUGUAUUUGGGGGGAUCAGCAAAAGCUUUGUACAUGCUACAAAGACUGAAGAAUAUCUGGUUGGAAAAGCACUUGGUGAUCAAAAUACACUUAUAGGAGCUUUGACGAUCUUGUCCCAGGAGUUGAUUCCAGACGACAGCGACCAAAACCUUACAUCAGCAGACUUCAGGAAAAGUGUGGCCAUGGGUCUGUUCUACAGAUUUGUGCUGGAUGUCCUUGGAAACAGUGUGGGCCCAGCAUUCACCAGUGGAUCCACUCCCCUGACUAGGCCCCUGUCGUCAGGGCGACAGACCUACGAUACCCAGCCCCUGGAAUGGCCUCUCACUCAACCAAUGACCAAAGUCGAGGCAGUCAAUCAGGCGUCUGGCCGAGCGGUGUACAUCAACGACAUAGCUGGACAGCCUGGGGAAUGCUACGCAGCCUUCGUUCUCAGCACUGAAGCCAACGCCAAAAUACAGAGCAUUGAUCCAACUGAAGCUUUGGCAAUUCCAGGAGUCUUGAAGUUUAUUGCAGCUAAAGACAUUCCUGGAAGCAACAAUAUUUCCCCACCCCCACUCCAGACUGAGGAGGUCUUGGCUAGUGACAGAGUAGAGUAUUAUGAUCAGGCAAUAGGAAUCCUUGUUGCAGAGAGCCAGACUAUUGUUGAUUCUGCUGUCAGUAAGGUCAAGGUCACCUACACAGAUGUCCAGCCUCCCAUCUUAACUAUGGAGGAUGCUAUUGACAAGCAGUCGAUUUUUCCCAAGGUGGCUGAUGAAAUUAAAGUAGGAGACGCUGAAGGUGCUAUUGCGAAGUCAGCCGUCAAAGUGACGGGAAGAAUUAAGUGUGGGACACAGUAUCACAUGGCUAUGGAGACUCAGAUAACCAUCUGUAACCCUACAGAGGACGGAUUUGAUGUGUAUUCCUCCACUCAGUGGGUGGACGUGUGCCAGAAAAGUAUCGCCAUGGUGUUAGGGAUCCCAGACAGUAGCAUCAGUGUAAGUGUUCGUAGAUUGGGAGGUGCUUAUGGAAGCAAGAUUUCCCGUAAUUUUAUUGUGGCCGCUGGAUGUGCCCUUGCUUCUAAUGCUCUUAAAAGACCUGUUCGCCUCUGUCUGGACUUCCAUGUUAACAUGAAGAUGGUGGGUAAAAGGUUUCCUUGGAUGGCUGAUUACACGAUUGGACUGUCAUCUGAUGGCAUGUUAGAGGGUAUUAAAUUAACAUAUUACACAGACUGCGGAAUAAAUUCAGUAGAGAAUGGCUUAGCAGGAGUGGCCAUAGGCAUGGACAAUGCCUACUAUUGUCCAAAUUGGCAUGUGAUACCAGUGGCUUUGAAGACCAACACGGCCACAAACACAGCAUGUAGAUCCCCAGGCUCUUGUCCCACAAUAUUCAUCAUGGAAUCCAUCAUGGAGCAUUGUGCAAAGAUGCUGGGUAAAGAUCCAACUGAUUUCAGGAUACAAAAUCUGUACCAGAAAGGACAGGUCACUCCAGCAAAAAUGCCGCUCACUUACUGUAACAUCAGAGAGUUGACCAAUCAACUCAAAAAUGCCGCUCAAUUAACAUUUCAACUGCUGUCACUUGUCUCAAGUUUUAACCAGGCUAAUCGAUGGAAGAAGAAGGGUUUGUCGGUGGUGCCUAUGAAGUUUGGUAUAGACUGGACAGGAGCUAACUACACGGCCCUAGUGGCUAUCCAUGGAUAUGAUGGCAGUGUGUCUAUCUCUCACGGAGGAAUAGAGUCUGGGCAGGGCAUCAAUACCAAGGUGAUACAGGUGUGUGCUGCUACCUUGGGUAUCCCGAUGGAUAUCAUUCGAGUUAAACCCACAGAUUCCCUGAGUACAGCCAACAGUGUUACAACGGGUGGCAGUAUCACCAGUGAACUCUGUUGUAACGCUGUUUUGCAAUGCUGUGAUGCUUUGAACAAGAGAAUAGCACUAGUGAAACAGAAAAUGGCUGGCAAGGCCUGGAAGGAUAUUAUAUUCCAAUGCUUUAGUGAAAACAUUGAUUUGUCAGAAAGAUACUGGGAGGCUCCAAACAGUCCCAAUGUUUUCCAGUACAAUUCCUAUGGAGCGACCUUGACAGAGGUCACUCUGGAUGUCCUCACCGGUCAGCACAUCAUCGACAGAGUAGACAUGUUGUUUGAUUGUGGAGACAGUAUGAACCCUGAGAUAGACAUAGGGCAGUGUGAGGGGGCCUUUGUUAUGGGUCUGGGGUACUUCCUCUUGGAGGAAAUCAAGUACGACCAGAAAACAGGACAACAGCUCACUGAUGGCACAUGGGAAUACAAGGUUCCACUGGCAAAAGAUAUCCCAGUUGAUUUCCGUAUAAACCUGCUGAAGAACGCCCCCAAUCCUUUGGGAAUUCUCCGAGCUAAAGCCUGUGGUGAACCCCCGUUGUGUAUGAGCUGCUCUGCCCUAUUUGCCAUUAAGCACGCUGUGGAGGCCUUCAGAAGGGAUAUUGAAAAAGACACUUACUUUGCUCUGGAUGCUCCAGCAACAGUUGAGAAAGUCCAUCAAGCCUGUAUGAUUGAUGCUUCACAGUUUAUAAUCCAGUAGUUUACUAGCUGAAGAGAAGUAACAUUUGUGAUAACACAUGUAUGAAAUACAUGUAUAAGUAAUGAUCAUUAGCCAGUGCUUUCAACCUUUGUAAAGAUUUUAUUUUCUAUAAACAUUUAUAUACAUUUCAAUUUAGCAUAUGUACAUGCAUUAUAACAUGAAUUUAUUGUAUAUAAAGAAAUUUUUGCCCCAUUGCCCUACUUACAGGUGGGCAGAUUUAAAAUGGGAUGAAUUCACACUGAAUAAUUUCUUUAUCAGAAUUGUGUCUGGGCAAAUUUAGAAUUGGUUGAAAUUCUUUGCAAGUGAAAAAGGGCAAAAAUAAUCCAGUACACUGCAUGUUUUUUGAACAAUGUCUUUUUUAAAAACAUAUUUUGUAAGAAUAUGUUCAUUAAUCAAUCUUAUUUUUAUUCAUUGAUUCCCCAUGUUUGAUUGGAUGAGAACAAAUUCAAGAAUAAGUUUACACUUCAAUAAAUUUUUCAAUCAGAAUUUCUUUCUUGACCUAGCUUUUACAGCUACUGUAAAAAAAAAGAGACAAACAGUUACAUGUACUUCUAGUCUGUUUAAGCGUAAUUUAGAUUACAGAAACUUGAAAUUUUGAAUAAAACAAAACAGGGACAAACAUUUUAAUUAGUUUAAUUUUAAAAAUCUAUUCCCGACAUUCCUACUAGGCCUAUGCAAAUCAGCUCAGUUCUCCAUGGCGUUAUGAUAGGAAAAAGAAACGUACCUCAGACUCUUGCUUAUUAUUAGCAUCAAUUCAUAUUUUGACAUCCAAAACUCUGUCUCAUCUUUGAACGAACCAGAGCAAAUCAAGCCUUUUUACUCACAAACUUUAUAUAUAAAAUUUUUUACUUACUUUAUGAGUAAAAUGGCAUGAGUUUACACAUCAAUAAAUUCGAAAAAAGAAUAUUUAAUCCUAUAUUGCAAACUUGAAUAUGAAAUAACAGUAAAACAUGUACAUGUAUAUAACAAAGUGCCAAGGAUGGGCAAUUUUGCUUCUUUAUAAAUGUAAUGUGUGAUAUAUCUGCUAGCUUUAUAGUGUGUUUAAGACCUGCUGGGAAUGAAAAUCACUUCGCUCUGAAUUCAUUAUAGUUGUGUUUUACUGAAGUAUGAAUUCAUGAGUCAAGUGCAGAAUAGUAUUUAUACAGAAAGAACUAGUGUCAUUAUGUCUGUUAAUCUCUACAUGAUUUAGUUGUUUUCAUUAUUAUUUUUGUGUGUUUAAAUUCAUUCAGUUCUUUGUACCUGAAUCAAUGGAAAUAAAAUAUUUGUUUGACAUACUGUAAGGGAUGGAAUUAUAGCAAAAAAAGUGAUUUUUAUAGCAUUUGUAAUAUGCAAUCUGUUCAUUUGGUAACUGUCAUGCAUUAAUUAGUGAUUUGAAUGUUAACUUGAUCCGUGAAAUAUUGAAUGCUUUUAAAAAGCGAAUCUUUAAAAUUUGAACUGUGAUACUAGUAUUAGAAAUAUAAUCUUUGAAUAUUUAUUUACAAAUAAAGUAUAUAUAAACAUGUGA